UCUUCUUGAAAAGUCGUCUGUUUGUUUCAAAGGAAAAUCAACACUUGCAGUGGUUUUCUCGGUUUUCAAUUCCCGGUUUUUCAAUUUCUUCGGUUUAUCUGUGUUUAUUUAAAGAACAUUCUUUUAUUGAAAUGGUUGAAACAGUUUGUGCCAAGUUUGUUUCAAAAAAGAUCCGAAAAGUGCGUUGGCAACGGCCUGCUGCAUUCGGCCGUCCCAAUCCAGAGUAUUUUGUUGCCGGUAGCUGGGAUGAUGAGCAAAAUGAGGUGUCAUUGUGGAAUACUGUUUCACCAGAUGAACAGAAUAAUGAUCCGAUUCAAGUGUCCACUAUUCCUGUUACUAGUGAUGUGAAUGACAUUUCCUUUUAUGACACAUCAAACUUCUUUGUUGCUUUGGGCAAUGGUACUAUUAUGAUGGUGAGAAUUGGCAAAAAGCUGGAAGUAGUUCAUCAAUGGAAGGACAUUCAUCAUUUCAAGAGUAACAAAGCUCCUGCCACAGGUAUUGUCUGCCAAUCUCCUGAGAUAGCAUCUAUUGGAGAAGAUGGCAAAUUAAACUUGAUGAGAAUGAACCAAGAUAAGCCUUAUAAAACCAUAGAUGCUGAUAGUUGCAGCUUGAAUGCAGCUGUUUUCACCUCGCAAAACGAGAUUUUCACGGGCAAUUCGAGGGGCAUGAUCAAACUAUGGGAUUUACGAUCCACAACGGAGAAACCAGUACAGUCAACUUCACUUGCCGAGGAUUCAGAGGUUGGGGUAACCAGCAUGGACAGACAUCCGUUUCAAGGACACAUAGUGGCUGUGGGUGGCUAUGAUGGAAUGCUCACCGUAUACGAUAUGCGCAAGGCCCAAACCCCAGUUACGGUCAUGGAAGCUUCAGACAGCUGUUUGAAUGAAUUGCGCUUUCACCCGGAAAGAGCGGAUCACCUUUUUACCGCUAGCGAAUCAGGAGCCGUUUGGCAUUGGGUUCCAAUGGGCGCAAAGACUUCUGUUUCAAAUGGACUCUCCACUAAUCUUUGGCUAAGCGGAGACUUGGCUACUCAACAGCUGAACAUCAGAGAAAUUCUGCCAUCCCUACCUUUAGCAGUGAACAAUCUACAUAUAGAAAAAAUAGACACAAAAAAGCUAAAUCCAUCCAUACUGCAACUUUUCAGUGAAAUUGUUGAAAGUUACCUGAAACUGUGCAUUACUUCUUCAUCCCAACCUAUAAAUACUGAAUGUUCUAGUCUUUUGUUGACAAUAGAUGCAGCGCUUAGCUAUGUCUGGGAGCAAUUACAUACUGGGCAGUGGAAGGAUGUGGAUCCAGCUUGGAGACAAUUGUAUUCUUACAUCUCACUUUUUAAAACACUUGUAUAUCUUAAACUUGAUGAAGAUUCCAGCUUGCAUCUAGCUGACGCUAUUGCAGCAUGUGACAUGGGGCUCAUCAUGGGGGAGCCAAUACUGGAUGGUUUGCUUAGCAGUAUUGCUAGCAAUAUUAACGAGAAAUUAUGGGAGUCAUCCCAAACUAAAAGUACCUUCAAGGAGACAGACAAAGAAGAAGAGGGCAAAGAAUGCUAUCCUGAACUAAAUCAAAAGAACUUGAUAGAAACUGUCCAAUUACCUAGCAUAGAAACAUUUUUGCUAGACAUCAUGAACAAAAAACCAGUAGUAAUAACAGGAGCGAUGGAUUUUUGGCCAGCUAUGGAGGAGAGACGAUGGAGCGUGAACUAUUUGAGAAAAGUCGCUGGAUAUCGAACAGUACCCAUUGAAAUUGGUUCAAAGUACACAGAUGACGCCUGGUCUCAAUCUCUUACAACCAUCAACGAAUUCAUUGACGACUACAUUUUGAAACCGAAUAAAGCGGCAGGAUAUUUAGCGCAGUAUCAGCUUUUCCAGCAAAUUCCACAGCUAAAGAACGAUAUCGUCAUUCCAGAUUACUGCCACCUCGGUACGUGUGAUGACAUCAACGUGAAUGCUUGGUUUGGACCGCUCGGGACGAUAUCUCCUCUUCACUACGAUCCUGACCAUAACUUUCUCAGUCAAGUUGUCGGUUCCAAAUACAUUCGCCUGUACGAGGAGCAAGUGACAUCAUCUCUUUACCCUUAUGAGCAAGAACUACUUUUCAACACCAGUCAAGUUGAUGUAGAAAAACCAGAUUUGAAACGGUUCCCGCUUUUCUCGUCGGCCCCCUAUGUUGAGACCAUCUUAGAACCCGGGAGCAUGCUCUAUUUACCUCCCAGAAUGUGGCACUACAUUCGAUCUUUGAGUACAAGUUUCUCUGUAAGUUUCUGGUGGAAAUGAUGAAGAUAAAGAAAAAUUUGGUCAUGA
Messenger RNA from Daphnia pulex (common water flea), 2297 nucleotides. RefSeq names its product lysine-specific demethylase 8-like. Gene Ontology annotation, cellular component: nuclear pore outer ring. The transcript has 10 exons. Bases 132 to 2270 code for a protein of 712 amino acids. The record is from RefSeq and is a predicted model, not a curated record. Gene Ontology annotation, molecular function: protein binding. Lineage: Eukaryota; Metazoa; Arthropoda; Branchiopoda; Diplostraca; Daphniidae.